Molecule: messenger RNA, 6266 nt
Organism: Paramecium sonneborni
Lineage: Eukaryota; Ciliophora; Oligohymenophorea; Peniculida; Parameciidae
Source: the annotation of a GenBank genome assembly
AUGUCUGAAUAACACUUAUAGGAGAGUAAAUUUACAUAUGUAAAGUGAAAUAAAAUUUUAGAGUUCAAAUUUAGUAGUUUAGAGAGAACAUGGUGUUAGAACAGAAGAGCCUUCUGGUGAGCCUGAAUCUUUGGUUGGUAAAAUAAAUCCUAGAUUAAUGGGUACAAAAGCAAUUAGAGAGAAACCAUAAAGGAAUAAAAAAGAAUAAGGAAUAAGAUUAGAUAGAUAGGGUGAGAUUGAAAUUGAAGAUGGGAUAGGGAUGCCAAGAUAUGAUAAUUUAUUAUAUAUUCCAAAAACAAAAGAGAAUAGAUUGCAUUAUGAAAAAUUAUUAGGAAUCGUUUAUGGAUUAUUUUAAGAGUAAUCUUAAGAUGUAAUAAAGUCAAUAGUAGAUGAAGUAUUAGCAAUAAUGAAAAAUGAAAAUAUGAAGGAUUCAGAGAGAAGAUAUGAAGUAGAAGCAUUAAUGGGGAGAUUAUCAAAUGAAUUAUUUUCUGAUAUAGUAUUAUCAACAAAGGGAAUAAGUGAUUAUUAACCAGAGAUUAUUUAUAAAAAUAAUUAAGAAUUAGAUUUGCCAUUAAAUUUAGAAGAGGAAGAGGAAUCAAAUGAUGUAGAUUAAAUUGAAGAAGAUGAUAGUGAUUUAUAGAAAUAAAAUGAUUAUUAAUAAGAUAAUAAUUAAAUAAUUAGAACAAAGAAUUAAGAAGAGUAGAAUAGAAAUAUUAAAUAAUUAGAUAUAGAUGGAUUUUGGUUGUAGAGAGAAUUAUAAAAAAUAUAUAAAGAUGCUAUAUAAGCAUAAUAGAUGGAAUAACUAGUAUUAGAUAUAUUGAAGUUAGAAUUAGAUAUUGAAUGUGAAAAUUAAUUGGUUUAAGUGUUUGGUUAAGAGAGAUUUGAUUUAAUUAGAUUAUUACAUUAAAAUAGAUGUAAAAUAUAUUAUUGUACAUUAUUAAGUAAAGUUUAGAGUAAUGAAUAAAGAUAAUAAAUAUAUUAAUAAAUGGAAUCAACAUAAAAAGGAUUGGAGUUAUUGAUGGAAUUAUAAUAAUAAACUAAAUAUAAUAAGAAUACAACUAAAUUAUAAAUAACAUAAGAAGAUAUGGAAUAAUAGGAUAAUACUUGUGUAGUUAAUACUGAUUUAUAGGGCUUAACUAAAUAAGUGAUAGAUUUAGAACAUUUAUAAUUUAAUACUUAAGGACAUUUGAUGUCAAAUGAUAAAUGUCAUUUACCACCUCGUUCUUUAAAAGUUACUAAAAAAGGAUAUGAAGAAAUAUAUAUACCAGCUCCAAAAUGUAAUAUACGUAAUUAGGAUUUGAUUUAAAUAAAUGAGUUACCUGAAUUUGCAUAAUAAGCAUUUAGAGGAUUUAAAGAAUUGAAUACUAUAUAAAGUAUAGUAUAUGAAACUGCUUUAUUAAGUGAUGAAAAUAUGUUAAUAUGUGCUCCAACAGGUGCAGGUAAGACUAAUGUAGCUUUAUUAACUAUGUUAUAAACAAUUGGAUAAUAUUAUGAUAAUGGUAUUCUUGAUAUUUCAAAGUUUAAGAUAAUAUAUAUUGCACCAAUGAAAGCAUUAGUAAAUGAAAUGGUACACAAUUUCUAAAAUAGAUUAGAACCAUAUAAUAUUAGAGUAGCAGAGGUUACUGGUGAUACUCAUUUAACUAAACAUUAAUUAAAUACAAUUUAAUUAUUAAUUGCUACUCCUGAGAAAUGGGAUAUAUUAACACGUAAAACAUAAUAGAAUGAUUUUAUUCAAUUAGUAAGAUUGAUUAUUAUUGAUGAAAUACAUUUAUUACAUGAUAGUAGAGGUCCUGUAAUAGAAUCUAUAGUUGCUAGAACACUUAAAUAAAUGGAAGAUAGAUAAGAUUAUAUUAGAAUUAUAGGAUUAUCAGCUACACUACCUAAUUAUGCAGAUGUAGCAACAUUUAUAAGAGUUAAAUAAACUGGUGUAUUCUUUUUUGAUAAUUCAUAUAGACCAGUACCAUUAUAAUAAUAAUAUAUUGGUAUUAAUGAAAUGAAGCCUAUAAGAAGAAUGUUAUUAAUGAAUGAAAUACUAUAUGAAAAAGUUAUUGAAAGAAUUACUAAAUCAUAAAUCUUAAUAUUUGUUCAUUCUAGAAAAGAGACUGUUAAGACUGCUAAGAUUCUUAAAGAAAUAGCUUAUUCUAAAGAUGAAUUAUCUAAAUUUAUUAAAGAUGAUAGUUCAUCUAAAAAGAUAUUAGAAACUGUGAUAGCAUAAGAAGAUAUUAAAUCCAUUGAUCUUAAAGACUUACUUGCAAGUGGAAUAGGAAUACAUCAUGCAGGUUUAUGUAGAGCAGAUAGAGAUUUAGUUGAAAGUCUAUUUGAAAAAAAGAAUUUAUAAAUUUUAAUAUCAACAUCAACAUUAGCUUGGGGUGUUAAUUUACCUGCACAUACUGUUAUUAUUAAAGGAACAUAAAUAUAUUCACCAGAAUAAGGAAAAUGGAUGGAAUUAAGUCCUUAAGAUAUUCUUUAAAUGAUGGGAAGAGCAGGUCGUCCUAGAUAUGAUACAUCUGGAGAAGGAAUUAUAUUAACAACAUAUUAAGAGUUAAAAUAUUAUUUAUCUCUUUUAAAUAUGUAAUUACCUAUUGAAUCUUAAUUUAUAACUUAACUUGCUGAUUAACUUAAUGCUGAAAUUGCAUAAACUAAUAUUAAAAAUCUUAAAGAUGGAGUUAAUUGGUUAGCUUAUACAUAUCUUUAUGUAAGAAUGCUGAGAAAUCCUACAUUAUAUAAUAUUCCUGAUUCUAAUCAUGAUUAAUUUCUAAUUAAAUAUCGUGCUGAUCUAUUGCAUUCUGCCUCUUUAUUAUUAGAUAAGAAUAAUCUAAUUAGUUAUGAUAAAAAAACAGGAAAUUUGGAAACUACUAUUCUUGGUAAAAUUGCUAGUAAUUAUUAUAUUAAAUAUCCAAGUAUGUAAGUAUAUAAUUAACAUCUUAAAUCUAAUAUGGGAAUGAUUGAUAUAUUUAAAGUAUUCUCUUUAUCCCAUGAAUUUAAAUUAAUACCUAUAAGAGAAGAAGAAAAAAUUGAAUUAUCUAAAUUAAUGAUGAGUGUACCAGUUCCUAUUAAAGGAUCUCCUGAAGAUCCAUCUACUAAAAUCAAUGUUUUACUUUAAGCAUAUAUAAGUAGAUUAAAAUUAGAAGGAUAUGCACUCAACUCUGAUAUGGUUUAUAUUACAUAAAGUGCUGCUAGAAUUAUGAGAGCAUUAUAUGAAAUAUGUUUAUAUAAAGAAUGGGCUUAAAGUGCACUAUAAUGUCUACAAUUAUCUAAAAUGAUUGAAAAACGGAUGUGGAAUUGUAUGACUCCUCUUAGAUAAUUUAAAGGAUUACCAGAUGAUUUACUUAGACGAAUUGAAAAAAAAGAAGGAAUUACAUGGGAACAUCUUUAUGCUAUGUCAUCAUAAUAAUUAGGAGAAUUAAUUAGAUAUUAAAAUUCAAGUAUGACAAAAUUAAUACAUAAAUAUAUUCACAAAUUUCCUAAAAUUGAAAUCUAAGCAUAUGCAUAACCUAUUACUAGAUCAUCUCUUCGAAUUGAUCUUAUGUUGUCUUGUGAUUUUUAAUGGGAUGAAAAAAUACAUGGAAGAUAAGAACCUUUUCAUAUCUUUGUCUUAGAUUCUGAUGCUGAAAAAAUUAUGUAUCAUGAAUUAUUUCUAAUGAAAUAAAAAAUAUAAGAAAUGUAAUUUACUUUUACUGUCCCAUUAUAUGAAAUCAUGCAUCCAAUCUAUUAUAUUAAAGUUAUAUCAGAUAAAUGGAUCUCUUGUGAAACUGAAUAGCCUAUACCUUUUAAAAAUCUUCUAUUACCAGAACCUUUCAAUAGAUGUACUGAAUUACUUUAAUUAACUUUAUUAUCUAUUGAUCAAAUUAAACAUUCUCAAAUUGAAAAUAUAUUAGCAAAAAAAAUUAUGAAUAACAGAUAUUUUGAUUCAAUUUAAACUUAAGUAUUUCAAAACUUGUAUUAAACAAAUGAUAAUAUUUUUAUAGGAGUAUCAACAUAUCAAACCAAAAAUAUAUUACCAAUCUUGGCUAUUUUAUAAAUGGUAAAUCAUUUUAAAGGUUAUAAAGCUAUUUAUAUAUCAUCUAUUAAUUGUGAAAUUAAGUUUAAUUAAUUUGUUUAGCUAUUUAAUAAGACACUUUCCUUAAAAAUUGGCAAGCUGACUGGACAAUAAUAAACAGACAACAAAAUUCUUGAAUAAUGUGAUAUUAUCAUUUCAAAUCCAGUAAAUUGGGAUAUAAUGAGUAGAAGAUGGAGAUCUAAAAAAGGAUUUAAAGAAAUUAGAUUGCUAAUAGCUGAUGAUUUACAUACUCUAAAUUAAUCUGGAAGUGUAUUAGAAGUUAUUGUAUCAAGAAUGAGAAUGGUAUCAAUGGAAAUUCCAUUCAGAAUAGUUGGUUUAUCAUUGUCAGUUGCUGAUUAUAAAGAAAUGAGUGAAUGGUUAGGUGCCAAAUACUCAUACAAUUUUUCUCCAAUUAUCAAACCAAAUAAUAUUCAAAUUUAGAUUAGUUCAUUUGAUUAAUGUUAAAGACCAUUGAGGAUAUAAGCUAUGAUCAAUGCAAUGAAAACUAAUUUAUCUAAUUCAGAAUUAAAUAUAAUAUAUGUUUCUGAUAGAAAAUUAGCUAGAGUUUGUGCCUUAGAACUUAUGAUUAAUAAUAAUUAUUAAUUAUCUGGUUAUUAAAUAAAAGAAGAUUAAUAUCUUUAACAUACAUUACAAUCAUCUGUAGGAUUUUUAUAUGAAUGUAUGAAUCCAUAAGAUGAAAAUGAAGUAUUAAAGUUUAUACAUUCUAAUCAAUUAAGAAUAGUUGCAAUACCAUAUAAAUAAGCCUUGCAUUAUAAUUUAAAAGGUUAAGUCUUUAUUUUAGAUAAUUAAAAAUAUGAUGGAAUCGAAAAAAGAUACAUAGAUUAUACAAUUGCAGAGAUGUUGGAAAUGAUAGAAAGUACAACAUCUUAAUGUCAUAUUCUUACCUAUACUCCUAAAAAGGAAUAUUAUAAGAAAUUCUUAUAUGAACCAAUGCCAAUUGAAUCACAUUUGAAUCAUCAUUUAGCAAAUCAUUUGAAUGCUGAAAUAGUUGCAAAAAAUAUUCAUAAUACUUAAGAUUGUAUUGAUUGGAUUACUUGGACAUUUAUGUAUAGAAGAUUAACAUAAAAUCCUAAUUAUUAUAAUCUUCAUGAAGUGAAUGGUGUUGCGAUAAAUAAUUAUCUUAGUGAACUUAUAGAAACUACAAUUGAUGAAUUACAUGAAAGUAAAUGUAUUGCAGUUGAAGAAGAUAAUGAAUUAGAAGCAAUCAAUUCAGGAAUUAUAGCUAAUUAUUAUUACAUCAAUAUAGAAACUGUUAAAAAUUAUUCAGAUAAAAUUAAUUCAAAUUCUAAAUUAAGAGAACUUUUAUUUAUUUUAUCUGAAGCCAAAGAAUUUGAAGUCCUUAAUAUUCGUAAUGGAGAAGAAAACUUACUUGCCUAAUUACUUUAGAAAAUCCCUUAUUAACCAACUAAUCCUAAAUUGAAUGAACCAAAUACAAAAGCAUUGAUCUUAUUAUAAGCUCAUUUUUCUAGAAUUAAAUUAAAUUCUGAUCUUAAAUCAGAUCUUACUAUUUUAGAAAUAGCUAUUAGAUUGAGUACUGCUAUGGUUGAUAUAGCAUCAUCUAAUUUAUGGCUUAAACCUGCUAUUCUAUCUAUGUAAAUUUGUUAAAUGAUUGUCCAAAGUCUCUGGGUUGAUUAAGACAGUGUUCUCUUAUAAUUACCUUACUUUACCUAACAAACUAUUUAAAAUCUCAAAGACUACAAUAUUGAAGAUUGGGCAGAUUUUUUUGAUAUGCAAGAGUCUGAUAGAACUUAAAUUCUAUAGAACUUUACAUCAAAUUAGAUCGAAGAUAUAGCUUAAGCUGGAAAUAGGUAUUUAUAAUAAUUAUUAUUAAAGAAUACCAUCUAUUGAAAUUACUGAUAUCAUAUCAGAACCUGAAGUUGUUUAAGGGGAUAUUUACCAUGUCUAAGUCAUUCUAUCAAGAUAAGAUAAUAUAUACACUGAUUAUGUUAUUGCUCCAAAUUAUCCUAAACCUAAAGAAGAAUAAUGGUGGGUUUUGUGCGCUGAUAGAACCUCGAAUCGAUUAUUUGGUAAUAAGAAGAUCUCUUUUUCAUCAAAUAUCAGAGUUGACCUGAGAUUUUAAGCCCCAGAAGCAGGUGAAUAUGAACUAACCAUUUAUGCUAUUUGUGACUCCUAUAUUGGGGUAGAUACUACAUCUCAAUUUCAAUUAAAAGUUAAUCCUAUUAUAGAAUAAGAAUAAGAAUAAUGA